ACAGGUGGCAGGCACUCAGACAGGAUGCAGUCCAUCGCGAGGAUCGCCAUGUCCAUGAUACUGGUGUCUUCGGCAUUUGCCGCCUACCAGACCAGCGCGAAGCUCCGGCGAGACGGCGUGUUGAAUCUGUACCCCUUCCCAAGGGUAGGGCGCGCGCAUCACACCUGGGAGGUGCCGCUCAAUGACUUUUAUUUAGAAUACAAGCCAGCAGAGAAACGUCAACUAUACGCGUUUCCACGCGUCGGCCGCAGCGAGGUCCGUGGGAACCCCAGCCUGUACCGCUUGGAGGAGCUGUUCCACCGUCAGAACGAGAAGCGAGAGGGCGAGAACGAAGACAGCACAGGCAUGUGGUUCGGGCCCAGACUAGGGCGCGCCUACAAGAGCGAAGAAGACUACCAGGCGAACGAACACAGCGAACCAGAGCACAUCGAUCCCGAAGUCGAGAGAAAGAAGAGACAUACUAACGAAUAAGUUACCUCCGACUGAAGCAACCCUUUUAGUUUAAGACAGUUACACCUCCCCUGACACAUCGGUGCCAACGAUUACGUAUACAGGGUGGCUGGCACUAUCCUAUCUAUGCAUUUGAAAAUUUUUAGAACAAACAAUUUAAUUCUGGUUGAGAUGUUUUUAAAAAACUUGUUUAUACGGCAGUCAAUUAUAAUAAAGUUGGAAGAGAUUUCUAAUUACGUCGUUUGCCAUUCUAAUACAAACAUAAUGUAAUUUUUCUAUUUGAAUUUGUGGUAAUCGAUUACUAAAAAUUAUAAUAUAGGAUCUUGCAUGAACAAUUGUCAUUAGAUUUUUUGAUUAAGUCGCAGAGCUCUUGGUGGUUGUAAACUAGAUUUCGGAUAUAGUAUACAAGAGAAAAGAAUGGGUAAUUUCAUGUAAGAAAUGAUAAGUUUGCAUUUGAUCUUUAAAUGUUUUGUCUACUUAAAACUUAGGAUUCUGGUGUAAUGUUUGAAUAAGUAUGCACUGACUCGUUGCUAAUUAUUAAGUAACAGAUAUCACUCUCUUUUUCUUUUUAAAAUUCACGAAAAAGAAAUAGAACAUUAUUAAGCACCACACAGAGCUAAGGAGGCUUCAGACGAAUCAUAAUGUGUGACAAAACAAAAACAAUUACCACGAAUGUAUGCGUAACUUCGCUCGCAGUUCAUUUUGCUCAUGAUAUGCUGGUACGAGCAGGAUGCAUGAGUCAAGUUCAUGUUCGAUCUGUUUUCGUACAUUCUGCCCAUUUCCUACACACCCUGUAUAAUUACUUACGUUAUUUGAAAUUAUUUAAAUUAUUAAUGUAUACGAAAUAUCUGAAUUUAUUUAAAUUAUUUACGUAUACGAAAAGAAACGUUACCGUCAAAGUUAUUGUGACUUAUGUGUAUAUUCGCUAUUAUAUAAUUAAUAUAAACCUAAUAUUAACUAGGAAUAAGUUUUGCGAGGGUCGGUCCCAAGGCUGGAUGGAUUUAUUUGUGUAAUCCAUGGGGCUACUUUCGUAAAUUUGUUGUUCAUAUUUAAAUAAAGUAUAAAUAGUAAUUGUUUAUAUGCGCCAGUUUAUUGAAACAAUAAAAGUGACGCUAAUACGCGCAA
This is a messenger RNA of Cydia pomonella (codling moth), 1575 nucleotides long. It is a transcript of the gene CAPA, whose product is annotated as CAPA peptides. The record is from RefSeq and is a predicted model, not a curated record. Gene Ontology annotation, biological process: neuropeptide signaling pathway. NCBI's taxonomy places the organism in Eukaryota, Metazoa, Arthropoda, Insecta, Lepidoptera, Tortricidae. The coding region runs from base 25 to 471 and encodes 148 amino acids. Gene Ontology annotation, molecular function: neuropeptide hormone activity. The transcript is spliced from 5 exons.